CCUACGGCCGUGCAACCAGAAGUUCGCAACGAGCAUUACCAGAUCAAGCAUGUCAGCUGGAUGCAAAACUCUAGGCUGCGUCAAUCGCCGGUGCUGACGCAGAACGCAAACGGUCCCUGUCCGCUGCUUGCUUUGGUUAAUGCCCUAGUGUUGAGCACGCCGCAGGAUCUCGACACCGCACUCGUCGAAGCCUUGCGAACCCGUGAGCAAGUCAGUCUGGGCCUCCUGCUUGACAUCGUGUUCGACGAACUCAUGUCGGGGCGCAGAGGUGAUACCGCAAUCCGACUACCGGAUGUCAGCGAGCUCUACGCCUUUCUUCGUGCGCUUCAUACCGGUAUGAAUGUCAACCCAAGCUUCAUCAUUCCUGCUGGGGUGCGCGAGGAUACUGCGGGCUGCUUUGAAGAGACCAAAGAAAUGCGCCUCUACAGUACUUUCAACAUUCCUCUCAUCCACGGCUGGCUCCCUCCGAAACACUCGCUCGCAUAUGCAGCAUUCGAACGAAGUGCACUUACUUUUGAAGACGCGCAGAACAUACAAUUUUUGCAAUCUGAACUGGAAGAUAAGCUGCAAGCUGAGGGAUUGCCGCAAACAGAACAGCAGCUACUCCAGGAUAUUCACACGAUGAAGAAUUUCUUCGUCACAUGGCCCACACAAUUAACCGAUCACGGCUUACAAGCUGUCGAACAAAGUCUCAAACCAGGACAAGUCGCCAUACUAUUCCGUAACGAUCACUUCAGCACGUUAUACAAGGAGCCAACGCGUGGUGCCUUGAUGACACUUGUCACAGAUGCAGGUUAUAGCUCACACGAAGAGAUUGUGUGGGAAAGUCUUGUGGACGUGAAUGGCGCAGCCAGUGAACUGUUCAGUGGAGACUUC
Dissoconium aciculare CBS 342.82 is the source of this 876-nucleotide messenger RNA. RefSeq lists its product as uncharacterized. The record is from RefSeq and is a predicted model, not a curated record. Gene Ontology annotation, biological process: protein K48-linked deubiquitination. Gene Ontology annotation, molecular function: cysteine-type deubiquitinase activity; K48-linked deubiquitinase activity; cysteine-type carboxypeptidase activity. NCBI's taxonomy places the organism in Eukaryota, Fungi, Ascomycota, Dothideomycetes, Mycosphaerellales, Dissoconiaceae. The transcript has a single exon. Gene Ontology annotation, cellular component: cell periphery; cytosol. The annotation marks the transcript as partial.